AGGUUGAAGAAAAUUUUGAUAUACAUUUACAAAUGGUAUAAAUACAAAUUGGGAAACUGUUUGACUGCGAAGAACAGAUACGAAAGAAGCGCCCAACUCUCUACUGGCGCUGCCUCGCUUCAAAAGAUUUGGGGUUGGUGAGUUAGUUGGGUAAUCUUAAUCCUAAGAGACAGCCUAAAAAUCUGAAACCACGAUUUUUAUAUCUCAACUUUUCUGCAUUAAACCUUCAUCUCAUCAGAUGCAGCAUGAGGGCUCGAAUGCUGAACAGGACCUUGAAAGGCAGGGAAACAACAAUCACGAAGUUUCUGGGGUUGAGGACAAUUCUGCUUUGCCUACUAUUGUGAUCUCUGAUGGUGAUUCUCAUCAGCACUCUUCUAAUGAUGAACUGCCUCAGGUUUUAUCCCCCAAGAAGGGUUACUUGUCAAGAACUGGUAGUUCUCAAGAACAGUGCAGAGUUUGUCAGCAGGACAAGGAAGAAGCUUUGAUAGAUCUUGGAUGCAAAUGCCGAGGUGGUCUCGCAAAAGCCCACCGUUCAUGCAUAGACACUUGGUUUCACUCCAAGGGAUCAAACAAAUGCGAGAUAUGCCAAGAGGUUGCUGCAAAUGUACCUCUUCCAGAGACCCAGCCAGUUCAGACGAAUUACUUGGUAUGGAGCAGUAUCAACCAAACCUUUCGAUCACAAGAUCGUGAAAGGGUAGGAGUAAUGGGAUGCUUUAGUCCACUCUGGGUGGCAUUCUCUAUCCUAAUUGGUGGUCUCAUUUUAGAUGUGCUGAUAUCAAUUACACUUGGUGUCGCUGCUCUCCCGGUCAAUAUUAUAAUAGGUGUUAUUGUUGUGCUAGGACUUGGGACUGCACUUCGUCUUGCCCUGGAAUUUUGCCAUGAGUGGAGUUUGAGGAGAGUUGGUCAAAGGGUAGACACAAAUGUGGCGUUGUAGAUAAAUCUGUAUAUAAUGAAGUUCAGUACUUAAAAAGUGAAAUCUUAAUCUGUCCACAUGUUUAUAACUCAGUUUUUUAUUUGUUUUAUGAGGGCACCUUUGUUGGUUACUGCUGACAUUGGUGCACCCCGAUGAAUACUGAAAAAACAUCUACUUGAUCGGUUUGAGAAAUUGUAGAGUUUGACAUGAAGCGACUAUUCGGAUAACCAUAAAAUGAGUUUAAGUCUGCUGUCAGUGAGACUGUAAGCUGUUUCUUUUAUGAUCCGAAUGAAUGGUACGAUUUGAAAGGGUUAUCAUCAUCA
Molecule: messenger RNA, 1236 nt
Organism: Mangifera indica (mango)
Lineage: Eukaryota; Viridiplantae; Streptophyta; Magnoliopsida; Sapindales; Anacardiaceae
Product: E3 ubiquitin-protein ligase MARCHF11-like
Exons: 7
Coding region: 239-934 (231 amino acids)
Molecular function (GO): zinc ion binding
Source: RefSeq, a predicted model, not a curated record